Pichia membranifaciens NRRL Y-2026 is the source of this 1245-nucleotide messenger RNA. RefSeq lists its product as hypothetical. The coding region runs from base 1 to 1245 and encodes 414 amino acids. The record is from RefSeq and is a predicted model, not a curated record. Gene Ontology annotation, molecular function: protein binding. Lineage: Eukaryota; Fungi; Ascomycota; Pichiomycetes; Pichiales; Pichiaceae. Gene Ontology annotation, cellular component: Set1C/COMPASS complex. The transcript has 3 exons.
AUGAAUUUGUCUCUUCACGAUCCGCAGUUUAUUGCAGCUGAUUACCCAACAACUUUGAAUAUGACUUUGUCAUAUGGACAUUGUACAGCACUCCAAAUUUCCCCAUGUGGACAUUACAUAGCAUCUGGAUUACUAAAUGGAGCAAUAUUAAUCAUAGAUACCUGGUCAAACAAUGUUACUUGCAUCAUGCGUAAACAUACAAUGCCUGUCGUGGGAAUUAGAUGGAUUUACCAUGAAAAUGAAAAAACGCCCAGUGAUGAUGAUUACAACAAGACAACCGACUGCUCCAAUGAUGAUGAUGACGAGGAUGAUACUAGUAACAUCGUGGUUGGGAUAGUAUCAUGGUCAAGAGAUUGGAAAGUAUUUGGGCAUGAAGAUAAUGAAGAAGCGACUGAAGACUUGGAUGAAGAUUUGACAAGUGUGUCCAGUGAGGACAAGGAAGGAUAUCCUCUUUGUUGCUGUACCUUUUUUGGAGGUAAAUAUGUUAUUUCAGGUACAAGCAAGGGCUGGCUACAGAUUAUUGAUGUUGAAAGGCGAUGUUUAGUUAAACAUAUCAAGGUUUGCAGUGGUAACAUCAAGGGUAUCUCAAUCAUGGAGAGAGGAUUUUAUGAGGGUUUGACACUAAAAUUUGGAAAUAAUAUUGUUCCAAUAAGUAGGAUGAUUGUCAACUCGAGUGAUCGUAUUUUACGGCAGUACGAUAUAAUAAACGAUUGGAAAUUUGAUAUUGAACAAAAGUACCAAGACGUUGUCAACAGGAUCCAGUGGAAUACGGUCAAGUUUUCACCAACUGCAGAAUAUGUUUGUGCAAGUACCCAAGGAGGUAGUGGAGCUGCCCAUGAUGUGUAUGUAUGGGAAACCAGUAUGGGUUCUUUGGUUCAAAUUCUAGAAGGUGCUCACGAAGAAUUGAUUGAUGUCGAUUGGGGGAUGAGGUCUACGAAUGGUAAUGUGUGUUGUGUGUCUGCCAAUGGUAUGGACAGUGGUACCAUUUUUGUUUGGGGGGUAAGAGCAUCACAAAAAUGGAGUGCGUUGGCUCCAGAUUUUGAAGAAAUUGAGCAAAAUAUCGAGUAUGUUGAGAAGGAGGACGAGUUUGACAUGGUUGGAGCUGGAGGCAAUAUCCUUGAAGAAGGUGUAGAGAACGACAAGUUUGAACGGUAUAAGGUUGAUGUUGUGAGUAAAGAAGAAACGGAUGCCAGAGGCUUCAAGUUCAUUAGGGGAUGUUUGAUUGAUACCGUCCUAGAAGACUAA